Panicum hallii is the source of this 5518-nucleotide messenger RNA. Its product is annotated as tyrosine-sulfated glycopeptide receptor 1-like. Lineage: Eukaryota; Viridiplantae; Streptophyta; Magnoliopsida; Poales; Poaceae. The transcript has 2 exons. Gene Ontology annotation, molecular function: protein kinase activity; protein binding; ATP binding. Gene Ontology annotation, biological process: protein phosphorylation. The coding region runs from base 730 to 5220 and encodes 1496 amino acids. The record is from RefSeq and is a predicted model, not a curated record.
UCAACAAUUACGGAAUUGAUAGAUAUAUAGAUAUGGUACAUUUCAAAAUUUCCAGCCGACAUCUGAUGUCAACUCAAGGAGAAGAAAGUAUAACCGGGUCCUCAAAGGGGGGGACAAAUCGGUACAUGGCUUCAUGCACACCACAUUUUGGUCAGCAAAACUUUUGUUGAGGGAGAAAAUGAGAACCAGAAAAGUAUCAGCCAUCAGGCUGAGUUGGGGCCCAAAAGUGGCCACAUUAGCACUGAAGAGUAGCUGCAAUAAGUGAAGAUCCCAAAUAAUGAAGAUAAUGACGCAAGUAUAUGAUCUGAAAUCGGAAUAAUUAUCUAAAGUAAUGUAGCAUAUAACGACUCAACAAUCACAUAAUCAAUGGGUGGGUGGGUACAAAAGCAGCCAUUUGUUUGCGCCAAAGGGUUGGACUUUUUCUUAGGUUAUUAUACCAGGCUGGCUCAAUCCAAACAUGAAGAUCUCACUGUGUGAACGAGCUAGGAAGCUGCUACCUGCUGCCGAAAAUUGGUGUGGAUGUGUGCCCACAGCAGUCGUGCAGUACUUGGCCCAAUUUUCUUUUCCUAAGGCUGUGCAGCAGAUAAACAGGCAGAAUCAAGCUGGGGCUGCUUAUUGUCUCCUUCCUCUUCCUCCUCCUCACGCUCUCUCCUCAUUGGGCCAUUGUCUAUCUGGUCAGCAUCAGGUUCAAGCAUCUGUUUUCAUGCUGGUUUCUUUCAUCAGGAAGCCAUGCAGGAGAAGCUCCAUUCCUCGUACAAGAAGUUCAGCACUGGAUUUCCCGUUCCUUACUUAGGCCUUGGACUUGCGCUUCUCCUUGUCGCCUUUCUCCCACAAGCAAGCUCCUGCUCUGAGCAGGAGAGGAGCUCCCUCCUCCAGUUCCUCGUUGGGCUCUCGCAGGAUGGCGGCCUUGGUUUGUCAUGGAAGAACGGCACAGAUUGCUGCACAUGGGAAGGGGUUGCCUGUGGCACAGAUGGGACAGUCACUAAAGUCUCCGUGACAUCGAAGUCCCUUGAAGGGCAAAUCUCGGCGUCUCUGGGCAUGCUCAGGGGCCUGCUGCGCCUCAACCUAUCCCAUAACUUGCUGUCCGGUGGCCUGCCGUUGGAACUAAUGUCGUCCAACAGCAUCAUUGUCCUCGAUGUCAGCUUCAACCGCCUCGAUGGAGAAGUGCAUGAACUGCCACCGUCAACCCCUAGCCGGCCUCUGCAGGUAUUGAACAUCUCAACCAACUUGUUUACACGGCAGUUUCCAUCAACUACAUGGGAGGUGAUGAACAGUCUGGUUGUACUCAAUGCCAGCAACAACAGCUUUACUGGGCGGAUACCAAACCAUCUCUGCAGCAGCUCGCCAGCCUUGGCUGUGAUUGCACUCUGUUAUAACCAACUCAGUGGACGCAUUCCUCCUGGGCUUGGUAAUUGCCCCAUGCUCAAAGUGCUCAAGGCUGGACACAAUGACCUCAGUGGGCCACUCCCAGAUGAACUCUUCAAUGCUACAUCACUAGAGUACCUCUCUUUUCCCAACAAUGGUUUGGAGGGAAUACUUGAUAGUGAACACAUUAUCAACCUCAGAAAUCUAGUUCAUCUUGAUCUUGGAGGCAAUAGGCUAAAUGGAAAGAUCCCAGACUCAAUAGGCGAGCUCAAGAGAAUAGAGGACCUCCAUUUGAACCACAACAGCAUGUCUGGGGAGCUGCCAUCAACUCUGGGCAACUGCACAAAUCUCAUAACUAUUGACUUCAAGGGCAACAACUUCAGCGGAGAACUUCAUAAAGUCAACUUCUUCAACCUGCCCAACCUAAAAACAUUAGAUCUCCUGUACAACAACUUCAUCGGCACAAUUCCAGAAAGCAUAUACUCAUGCAGCAAACUGGUUGCUUUGCGGCUAUCUGGAAAUAGAUUACAUGGGCAGCUUUCACCAAGAAUAAGCAAUUUUAAGCAUCUUGUUUUCCUGUCACUUGCUGACAACAAUUUUACAAAUAUCACAAAUACGCUUCAGAUCCUAAAGAAUUGUAGGAAUCUCACCUCCCUACUUAUCGGGACCAACUUCAAAGGUGAGGCCAUGCCAGAAGAUGAAAUAAUUGAUGGUUUUCCGAAUCUUCAGAUUCUCUCCCUAUCUAAUUGCUCAUUGUCUGGAAAAAUACCUCUUUGGCUAUCAAAGCUAGAAAAUCUCACAAUUUCUUGCACCGAGCAUGAGAGCACCUCACUACUCCGAUUCCUUGGCGGGCUCUCACAGGGUGGAAAUCUCACCUUGACAUGGAAGAAUGGCACAGACUGCUGCACAUGGGAAGGGAUCACCUGCAGUCCAGAUAGGAUGGUCACCGAUGUCUUCUUGGCUUCGAGGAACCUUCAGGGAUUAAUAUCAUCAUCCCUUGGCAAUCUCACUGGCCUGUUGCACCUCAAUCUAUCCUACAAUUUGCUGUCUGGCGGCCUGCCGCUGGAAUUGGUGUUGUCCAGCAGCAUCACUGUCCUUGACGUCAGCUUCAACCAACUCAGUGGAGACCUCAAAGAGAUGUCAUCUGCAACCCCUGUAAGGCCUCUCAAGGUACUGAAUAUCUCGAGUAACUUGUUUUCAGGGCAUUUUCCGUCCACCACAUGGGAGGUGACAAAGAGUCUUGUUGUGCUCAAUAUCAGCAAUAACAGCUUUAUCGGGAAGAUACCAACUACCUUCUGUUUCAGCGCGCCAUCGUUUGCUGUGCUUGAACUCAGCUACAACCAGUUCAAUGGCAGUGUCCCUUCAGAACUCGGUAGUUGUUCCAUGAUGACAUCUCUCAGUGCUGGGCACAACAACUUGAGCGGGACUCUUCCAGAUGUGCUCCUCAACGCUACCUUAUUGGAGCACCUCUCUUUUCCGAAUAAUCAGUUGAAAGGAUCACUACUAAGCAGCAUCAGCAAGCUCAGAAAUCUGGUCACCCUUGACCUUGGAGGGAAUGAGUUCAGCGGCAAUAUCCCAGAUUCUAUAGGCGAGCUCAAGAGAUUAGAGGAGAUUCAUUUGGACUAUAAUAACAUCUCUGGAGAGCUUCCAUCAACUUUGAGCAGCUGCACAAGCCUUGUAACCAUAGACCUCAAGAACAACAAGUUCAAUGGAGCACUCACUAGAGUAAACUUCUCCACACUGACCAAUCUAAAAACUUUAGAUCUUGUGUGGAAUAACUUUACUGGAACAAUUCCAGAGAGCAUAUAUUCAUGUAGCAAUCUAACUGCACUGCGGCUGUCCUGCAAUGGGCUCCAUGGGCGGUUGUCAGAAAGCAUUGACAAUCUGAAGUCCCUCUCAUUUCUAUCACUUGUUAACAUCUCCCUUACAAAUAUCACAAGUGCGCUUCAGAUCCUUAGGAAUUGCAGGAACCUCACAACCUUGCUGAUUGGGCACAACUUCUUACACGAGGCCAUGCCACAGGAUGAUACAAUUGAUGGUUUUGAGAAUCUUCAGGUUUUUUCCAUCAAUGAUUGUUCUUUGUCUGGAAAAAUACCUCCUUGGUUAUCAAAGCUCACUAAUUUGGAGAUGUUAUUUUUAUAUAACAAUCAGCUAACUGGGCCAAUACCUGACUGGAUCAGCAACUUAAACUCACUCUUCUAUAUAGACAUAUCAAACAACAGCUUUACCGGGGAAAUUCCAAUGGCCUUAAUGGAGAUGCCAAUGCUAAAAACAAACAAUAUUCCACCAAAGGUCUUUGAGAUCCCUGUUUAUACAACUCCAUCACUUCAAUACCGCAUGCCCGGUGCUUUUCCAAAGGUGCUGAAUCUAAGCAUCAACAACUUAACUGGUAUGAUCCCCAAAGAGAUUGGCCGAUUGAAAGCGCUUCUUUCACUUAGUUUGAGCACCAACAAGUUAUCUGGAGAGAUUCCGGAAGCGAUCUGCAACCUCACAAACCUGCAGGUGCUCGACUUGUCAAGCAAUAAUCUCACUGGUAAAAUUCCAGCUGCACUGAAUGAUCUGCACUUCCUUUCUAAGUUCAAUGUAUCCAAUAAUGACCUAGAAGGAUCUGUUCCAACUGUAGGCCAGCUUAGCACGUUUCCACACUCUAGCUUUGAUGGCAACCCAAAAUUGUGUGGUCCCAUGCUUGUAAAUCAUUGUGAUUCAGCUGAAGCACCAUUGACCUCCAAGAAACGACGCAAUAAGACAGCCAUCUUUGCACCUGCAUUUGGUGUAUUUUUUGGAGGGGUUGCCAUCCUAUUCUUGCUUGCUCGCCUCAUUUUCUUCUUCAGGAGUAAACGUUUCAUGACAAGGAGCAGGGGCAAUAACAAGGAUGUUACAGAAGGAAUGCCAUCCAACUUCAAUUCAGAGCAAUCCUUGGUGAUGGUUUCACGAAGCAAGGGAGAAAAUGGUAGGCUCACAUUCACUGAUCUUGUGAAGGCUACAAAUAACUUUGACAAGGAGAAUAUCAUAGGUUGUGGAGGUUAUGGGCUAGUCUACAAGGCUGAAUUACCCCAUGGCUCCAAGGUCGCCAUCAAGAAGCUCAGCAGUGAAAUGUGCCUUGUGGAUAGGGAAUUCAGUGCAGAAGUUGAUGCACUCUCAAUGGCACAGCAUGACAAUCUUGUGCCACUCUGGGGUUACUGCAUCCAGGGAAACUCAAGGUUCCUCAUAUAUUCCUACAUGGAGAAUGGAAGCCUAGAUGACUGGCUUCACAACAGGGAUGAUGAUACCAGCUUGUUUCUUGAUUGGCCAAUGAGGCUGAAGAUUGCAAAAGGAGCAAGCCAGGGUCUGUCCUACAUCCAUGAUGUCUGCAAGCCUCACAUUGUUCAUCGUGACAUCAAGUCCAGCAAUAUCUUACUGGACAAAGAAUUCAAAGCUUAUGUUGCAGAUUUCGGGCUCUCCAGAUUGGUCCUUCCCAACAAAACUCAUGUCACGACUGAGUUGGUUGGCACUCUUGGUUACAUCCCACCUGAGUAUGGGCAAGGAUGGGUGGCUACUCUGAGAGGUGAUAUCUACAGUUUUGGCGUAGUCCUGCUUGAACUGCUCACAGGCCAGCGGCCUGUUCCAAUCUCAUUUGUGUCAAAAGAACUCGUUCAGUGGGUAUUGGAAAUGAGAUCUGAAGGAAAGCAGAUUGAAGUUCUGGAUUCAGCACUCCGGGGCACAGGGUAUGAGGAGCAAAUGCUGAAGAUGCUUGAAGUUGCUUGCCAGUGUGUCAACCAUAAUCCUUCCAUGAGGCCAACAAUACAGGAAGUAGUUUCUUGCUUGGACAGCAUAGACGACAACCUGACGAUACAAAAUUCAGUCCACAUAGAAUAAAGUACAUCAUAAACUUACUUCAGAACAGAGUAGAUGCACGAUUUUCACAAGAACUAUUUCUGUUACUGAUAACAUUACUUCUUUUUGAAUAGCUUAACCGACCACCAUAUUUUUGUAAUUCCUCUCCCUUGCCCCCUUUACUGAACUAUUGCCCAUGGUGAUUCUUGAGAAACAAGCUACAAUUUUACAAUCCAUCUCCAUUUUUUCCUAUAUGUGGGCUAAUGUGCAUGAUUAAUAAAGAGAAACAAAAAGAUUAUGGGCAACUGCUCGGUCUUAUUCAACUUUUUCUCGACUUCCA